This is a messenger RNA of Pyrus x bretschneideri (Chinese white pear), 1382 nucleotides long. Its product is annotated as trihelix transcription factor ASR3. NCBI's taxonomy places the organism in Eukaryota, Viridiplantae, Streptophyta, Magnoliopsida, Rosales, Rosaceae. The record is from RefSeq and is a predicted model, not a curated record. Bases 17 to 1024 code for a protein of 335 amino acids. The transcript has 3 exons.
UCCGUUUUUGUUAUUUAUGGUCAUGGCCUUGGAGCAGCAGGUGGUCCUGAGCCCCGUUGACGGCGACGCUAACGGCGCUGACGCCCGCCAACCCACGUCCGGUGACGACUCCAGCAAGGCGCCGAGGCUGCCACGCUGGACGCGGCAGGAGAUUCUCGUGCUGAUAAACGGUAAGCGGUACGCGGAGAGCCGGGGCGGGGGCCGGACUCCGAGGUCGGACUUCGGGUCGGGUCAGUCAGAGCCCAAAUGGGCGGCGGUGUCGAACUACUGCAAGAAGCACGGGGUGAACCGGGAGCCGGUCCAGUGCAGGAAGCGGUGGAGCAAUUUGGCGGGGGACUUCAAGAAGAUCAGGGAGUGGGAGGCGCAGAGGAAGGACGAAACGGAGUCCUUUUGGGUGAUGAGGAACGACCUAAGGAGAGAGAGGAAGCUGCCGGGGUUUUUCGAUAAGGAGGUUUACGAUAUAAUGGAGGCGGUUCCAGGUACUCCGACUACGCUGGCGUUACCGGGUCCGAACCGGGUGGAGUCCGAGGAGUUGAAGGAGGAGGGGAUGGCGGAGGAGGCUGAGAACUUGUUCGAUAGCAUACAGAGACCGACUGAGGACGGGUUAUUUUUGGAUGACGAGUCCGGUCGGAGCCCCGAAAAGGAAGUCCGGUUCAAGGAGGAUCCGGUGAUUUCAGCUCCCUUGCCAAUAUCAGAGAAGGUGUACAAACCAAUGCCACAAGGACAUCAAGGACAAGGUGCAGCAGACCCAAAACACCCAGCUUCAAUCCCAGAGUUUGGAUCUACCUCUCAAGACCGGAAGCGGAAGCGUUUUGCAACGGAAGGAGAGGAGGAAGCAUCCGAUCUGCAGAAUCAGUUGGUUGAUGUCAUGGAAAGGAAUAGCAAAGUGCUGGCUGACUACCUCCACGCUCAGAAUUCCCAUUCUCAACUCGACCGGGAGCAGAGGAAAGAGCAUUCCGAUAACGUGGUUGCUGUUCUUAACAAGCUUGCAGAUGCAUUCAUGCGAAUCGCCGAGAAAUUGUAGCGCAGAAAUCAGUGUAUAUAGAGAGAGAAGUCCUCUUCAAGAAACCCCCAUAGAUGUUAGCGGAGGCUGAGAAAAUGGUGGAAAAAUUUAUAUGGUGGGAUGGCGGCGUCCAGUAGAGCAUUUACACCUGUCAUUCUACAUUUUCUUUUAAUUUUCUCCUAUUUUUAUUUUUGGUGUGUCACUUUGUGGCAUUUUUUCCCCAUUUAUAUUUCAUAGGGUCCAUACACACAAGGGUUUAGAAAUUUCAAAGGAGUUAGCACAAUGUUUUAAGGUUUAAUGUUUUUCUUUCAUAUAAAUGUCCAGCUCUUAUGAUAUUUUCCUAUCAAAGGAAUAAACUCUCAAUAAUGCCUUGUGGUUA